AUUAUGUACCACUUUCUCAAAGCCGUUUCCUGAUUAACUUGAUUCCUGCCCACGUGCCAAAACCCCCGAGUGGCUCUUGUGGAUAUACAAGUCAAUUAUCAGUCGACUUCGGAACAAACUGCUUACAUAAAGAUGAGAGUGCUUUGGCUUCUUUCGAUGGCCUUGGUGUUCAGUUUGGCGAUGUCCGAAGAAGAAAAUUGUUUUGGCAACACUUGUGAAGAAUGCAUGAGAAACAGCGAGUCUGGGAGAUGCAUCUGGUGCGGAGCCGCGAACUUUACUUCCGGUCCUCGCUGUAUGUACAUAAGAAAUUUCGAACAGAGAGGGAAGUGUCCCGGAAGUCUAGUCCACUGGCCCACAAAGCUAACCUACAUCAAAAGUAGGGGGUUUUCCGACUCAGUUAUUAUGGGGAACGAUAUCAACAAGUAUGCUGGUCGUAAAGGUGGUGUAGCUGAACACAGAAUUGCAGUGCGGGUACCUGACACAGUUUCCAGGAAAAAGAAAGUUACCGCUGUUGUCCUUUUACCCAGACCCGGAAAUGACGACCCAGUACUCAUCACCGUAGAUGUAGAAUGCAGCAAAAGAUUUGUUUCGAAGAAAAAUCCAUACAAAGUAAAAUGCAAAAAGUUAAAGCGAGGAGAGGAGUUUUAUAUGAAAGUGAUGGUGAAGUUUUUGAAGGACAUGAAACCAAAAGAGAAAAAGAAGUUAAAACUCAGGGUCAAAAUCGGCAAACUAAAACAAGUUCUCCGUAUCUUUGCCUCUGGGAUUGAACCAUGUCGAUGCAGCACAAAGAGAACAAAUGCCCCUAUCUGCAAAUGGAAAGAUUCCAAAGGUAGCAAAGGCAACAGUAAGUGUGUGUGUACAGACGCUGAUAGACCCACUACCACCGAGGUACCAGUGGCGGUAGAAAGUCCAGUUAUAAGACCUGUGGGAGGUGGAAUGCCCAUCGGGGCCGCGGGUGGCGGAAUGGGUACACGAUUCACCAUACCAGAGGAAUCUCUGAAUAGACUCCCGCUGGGAUCCCCUGCAGAGGACAUAGAAUGCCAGAACUGUAAGGACCAAUGCCCAGAUCACGGUAAAUGUGUGGACUGCUUUGUGUUCUCGGGGUCUCCCAUGCCUAAUGCAAUGUGCCGCCAGUUCUGCGGAGGAAGGCGUUUUGCUCCGACCUUCAGACGAGUCCGAGGAUUCCCUGACGAUGUUAACAAAUGCACAUAUAGAGAUGAACAAGGGUGUUUAAUGAAAUUCCAGAUCGUUCAUGACCGAUUCUUUGAAGUAUCUAUGAAGAAAGAUUGCCCAACGGAAAUUUGCCCUCAAAACGCAACUUGUGCAUCAGAUUCAAGCGGUAAUAUAUGCAGUAACAAUGGAGUGUGUAAAUGCGGAGUAUGUGAGUGUAACCCCGGGUAUUACGGACAAAGCUGUGAACAGUGCCAGAAUUGUGGCGGGAAAUGUAAUGAACUCAAAUCGUGUGUCGCCUGUACCUCCUUCAAUGACUUCAGUGGCUACAAGGAUGAGAGAGAAUGCAGUGAUAACUGUGCAUCAUAUAACAUUCGACCCAUGAGUCCUUUCCUGUCUCCACGUUCUGUAACAAAUUCCAAAAUGUGCCAAGUAUUUAACAAGAACAACUGCUUCUACACCUUUGCAUACACAACGACAGGAAAUGACGUGACGGAAGUUAGUGUUCUUCAGCAGCAGGUUUGUCCUGAAUAUAAUGGGAACUAGCAACAGAAAGAAUAUAAUGGGAACUAGCAACAGAAAGAGCAAUUAUAAAUACACAUUGUAUUUUCUCAGACGAAGGCAUUUUGCCAGAAAUUCAUUGUGAAUUUGUGUUCUUACUUCCUGAUGCGUAUAAUUGGAAUAUGCAAAUUAAGUGUCGUUUCCAAUAUAAUUUAGUUUUAAAUUGUUUCCUUUUCUGUUAUUUUUCUAUUAAAUAAAUGACUGUAUAUAUUACAUGUAUAUGUAGUUUAACAAUAAAUUUUCUAUAAUAAUAAAUACUGAGUAUUCAGUUCUACUCUUGUUAGUAAGAUACCGUAGGUUUCAUUGCGGGUACAGACGCGUAGUUGCUAAGCAUUCAUGUUGUUUAUUAAUAAAACGAAAAUUGAUCAAAA
Molecule: messenger RNA, 2102 nt
Organism: Saccostrea cuccullata (small rock oyster)
Lineage: Eukaryota; Metazoa; Mollusca; Bivalvia; Ostreida; Ostreidae
Exons: 18
Coding region: 133-1716 (527 amino acids)
Biological process (GO): cell adhesion mediated by integrin; cell-matrix adhesion; integrin-mediated signaling pathway
Cellular component (GO): focal adhesion; cell surface; integrin complex
Molecular function (GO): integrin binding
Source: RefSeq, a predicted model, not a curated record